AAAAACGAAUUUGAAAAUUGUGCAAAAAUAAUUUGUUUUUAAAUCAAUAUUAAAUAAAUUAAUGCUAAAUAAUAAUUAGAAACUAAUACUCAACAUAGAUAUUUCACAAAAGUAGAUAUAAUAAAAAAGGUUAGCAACUUUAUUUUAAAAAUAUUAAGUUUAAAAAAUUAAAAGAUUAACUGUUAAUAGAUCUAAAUGAUGGUUAGGCAAUAAAAUAACUAGAAUACACAGAGUUAAAGCAAUAUCACAACCAGUGUUAGUCAAUAUACAUCAGAAGAUUCCUAAAAUUCUUAGGUUCAAAGAGAAAACAGGAAUAAAAUAAUCUUAAAGUAUGAUGAAAACAUUGCCAAAAUAGUUGCUUUGGGCAUGGAAGAAAAGCUCAUAAAAAAUUAAUUGGGAAAAAUAGAUAUAUCAGAUGCACUUGUCAAAGUGAGUAGUAAUGUUAACAUUUUUAGUGUUAAGUAGAGUGCUAAUUUUUUGUUUGCAAUAUCUAAAUUGAUAAAUUAUGGAUAUCUCUCGCUAAAUUAGGAAUUAAAAGAUUUCUUUGCAAGAUUUAAAGAUUAGAUUAUGAAGUAGUAGUAGCAGUAAUAGUAAAAAGAAAAGUAACAUAGAUCUAGCAGAAAAAAUUAGACUAAAAAAAGACUCAGAGACGCAGCAAAGGAGAUAGCUGAUAACUUAAGCAACAGCAUUGAUGAAAGAUCUAACACUUCUAUUUAGUAACCUAGACAUAUUUCUACAGAAGAGAGACUGAAUAUGCAAGAAUAGAAUCUGAUAUCACCUCUCGCUAUGAUGAUUAAUUAAAGAUCUGAUUUAGAUUCAGAUAAUGAAAAUUCAAAUACAGGUUUUAGCGAUAAUUUACCUGAUCCUAAUUAACAAAGACUUAUGAUGCUUGGAGAGGAUAAUUUAGCUGGGAUAGAAUUUGAUGGGGGACUUGGCAUGGAUACAGGUUUUGAUUAUGAUGGAUUUUAGUAUGAUUUUAGUGAACAAGAUAGUUAAAGCUAAGGAUUCAAUAAGGUUAAUGGAAAUGCUAUAAAUAUCUCCCAAGAAUUAAAUUAAGUUGGCGACAUCUCUGAAAGAUAUAUAAGAAAAAUUACCAAUUAUGCCAAUUAACAAUCUUCAAAAAAGAAAAAAAAAACUAAACAAAAAUAAUAGGGACAUAACAAAGAAGGCGAGCAUGCAAUUCUUAAUGAAACAGUAGAUAUGGAUAAUUAAGAGUUUUCAAAAGCUAUGGAUGAAAAAUUAAAUUAGUUCUAUAGUAGCUAAUCAUAAAGAGUUAAUAAAAAUAUAUCACAUAUUUCAGAUAUAUCUAGAUUAUCGACCACAUUAUAAUAGCCAUCAAUAUUAUCACAAAAUUUUAAUAUCUAUGAAGAAUCAAUCAGCGAAGCACCUUUCUAAUAAAUUAAUAUAUCGAAUUAUUUAAAUGCUUCCACCCUAGUUGACUAACCAAUUUUGAAUCUUACUAAGAAAUUUGAUGAAGCAAUAAGCCUAAAAGAAAAUGAUAAUAAUGUGCUCCUUUCUGAAGAACUUAUUUCUAAAUUAGAAAAAGCAAUGCAAAAUAUAAAUAUUGAUUUAGUAAAAUAAGACUAAGGUGGAGUGGAUAUGAUGGAUUUUAACUAGGAUAACUAAGGCGGCUACAUGGAUUAUCCUGAUGAUUUUGGUAGCUUAGAUUAAUAUAAUCAAUAAAAAGAAGAAUAAGAUGGAGAACUAGAAAUUCCUGUUCAAAUACCAGAAAUAUAAAAAUCUAAGCUAGAAAAAGAUAAAAAAAUUGAUGAAAUUGAUAGUUUAUAAGACUUUGAUAUUACUCCUCUUGAUAAAAAAAUUCUUACAGAAGAGGAAUAAAGAGUUCUUCAGUAAUAUGACAAAUUAUUCACAAAAUUAAGAGAUAUCCUAGACAAAGAACCAACUGCUGAGUUUAACGAUGUUUAUUAAUCAUUCAAAAACUAAAAGAGUAAAGCAGAGCUCUUCUACGAUAUUUUGGAGUUAUAAAAGCUUGGUCAGAUUUCUGUUUCUUAAAACGAUAAUAUUCAUUUUUCACCAAUACAAAUUCUUAUCAAAUGA
Tetrahymena thermophila SB210 is the source of this 2058-nucleotide messenger RNA. RefSeq lists its product as hypothetical. The record is from RefSeq and is a predicted model, not a curated record. Lineage: Eukaryota; Ciliophora; Oligohymenophorea; Hymenostomatida; Tetrahymenidae. The transcript has 2 exons.